AACAGGUAGGAAAUAUUUCGUAUAAUAUUUUUACUAAAGAGUAACAUUGUACAAUAUUUCGUUUUCGUCCUUUUUUGAAAAAAAAAGAUGGAAGAAAAGCCAGAGGAGGGGCCUUUGGAAAUAUUCAAAGAGGCGUUAUUCGAAGAUAAUCUAUCAUUACAGAUAGAAGCAGUCAACAAGACAGAAAACAUAGCUAAGAUCAUAGGAGAAAAAUCCACCCGAGAAGAACUACUUCCUUUCCUAAAAGACGUCUUAAUCGAACUCCAUGAAGAAGUCUUGUUAAAUCUAUGUGUCCAACUGAGGCAGUUUGUGCCUCUAGUGGGUGGUUUGGAGCAUUCCACUAUUCUGUUCGAUAUCCUUACCACCCUUUGCAGAACAGACGAAGUGGUGAUAAGAGAUGCAGCAAUUGAUACAUUAGUUUAUUUAGGAAAAGAUCUGAAUGGUGAGCAGGUAAAAGAGUUUAUUUGGCCGGUACUGAGUGAUCUAGAAGGGGAUUCGUGGUUUACCAGCAAGUGUUCAACGAUAGCGUUAUAUCCGACAAAGGUAAACUAAACAAACAAAG
This is a messenger RNA of Sitophilus oryzae (rice weevil), 562 nucleotides long. Its product is annotated as protein phosphatase PP2A regulatory subunit A-like. The record is from RefSeq and is a predicted model, not a curated record. Gene Ontology annotation, biological process: protein dephosphorylation. The coding region runs from base 88 to 552 and encodes 154 amino acids. Lineage: Eukaryota; Metazoa; Arthropoda; Insecta; Coleoptera; Curculionidae. The transcript has 3 exons. Gene Ontology annotation, molecular function: protein phosphatase regulator activity. Gene Ontology annotation, cellular component: protein phosphatase type 2A complex; cytoplasm.